Molecule: messenger RNA, 1284 nt
Organism: Brassica oleracea var. oleracea
Lineage: Eukaryota; Viridiplantae; Streptophyta; Magnoliopsida; Brassicales; Brassicaceae
Exons: 2
Coding region: 1-1284 (427 amino acids)
Source: RefSeq, a predicted model, not a curated record
AUGGCCGAUAUGCUUCACAAAGCAAUUCAAGCGAUGUCCUUGGAAGAGGAAGAGCCGCUCACACUUCCAGACAGCCCUCGUUUCCGUGUGUUUGAUGAGAAUGAAAGGAGCUUACUGGGUCGCCUAUUGAAUCCAGACUGUCAGUCUAUGGCUCGUAUGAUCGAGUAUAUGCCAACAGCUUGGCGUGUGUAUGAUCGAGUCCGUGGGAUUGCUCUGUCAAGAGAUCGAUUCCAAUGGACUGCCAAUCCUCCGGAGAGGUUUCUGCAGUCUAUGGAGUUAUGGAUCCGGAUUCUUCACAUUCUAGUGAAUCUUUUCACUACUGAUACGAUGUUUUCUCUAGCCUCAGAAGUUGGAAAGGUUGUGGAGAUUGCCUAUGAUCCUAAGGUCUCACUGACCAAAGAUUACAUCAGGGCGUUGAUCCUUUUCAACAUUGACAAUCCUGUGAAGGCAGCUAGGAAACUCAAUGUUUCUAAAACGGAGACAAUAACCAUUGAAUAUGAAUAUGAGAAAAUUCAUAAAAGGUGCUUUCACUGGUUACGUCUCACACAUGAGAAGAUCAGAUGUCCUAUGUUGAGGAGGGGAGCUAACAGAGGAGGAAUGGCUGCACAAGCCUCUCGUCCUGCACUAGAGGUUCCUGUUGCAAGUGAGCUACUUGAAGGACCACCGGGUUUCUCUUUGCUGUUUCCGGAACUCUCGAAAGAAGAUAGGAAGAUGGCAAUGAUGUAUAUUUCACACGCUGAUGAGACUGAAAGAAAGGCUAGAAUCCUCCGUGUACAACAAGGAAUUGAAGAGAGCAAGGCAGAAUCUUCGAUCAGAUUAACGAGGAUCACAAAGGAGCUGGAUAAAGGGAAGGGCCAUGUCUUCUCUUACAAUGAUCAUAAUACAGACAAGGUGCUUUGUGUUAAAGGUCCUUCACGUACUAAGCAUGCUCUAGUACUCACUGAGAAUGAGGAGGGCGAAGGUGAAGCGGAGUCCUCAGCAUCACAGUUCUCCUUUUGCUCAGAACCUGUCAUUCUUACGGGUUUUCGGCUUGGCCCUUCUACGGAGGGGCGAUUCUCCAGGUCACAGGGGAUGAGCAAGGCACCAAGACGACGGCUUCCAUCCUGGAAACGGAAAGCCCAUGGCAAGACAAUCGCCUCAGAAAGUGGUUCAGUUCCUCGUUCUCCUACCAAGGAGCCAAGUGCCAAGCGGAAGUCUUUUCCAUUGGUUCUUCGAGAAAACAAAUCUCACAAGGUCUCGGACUCUACGGUGGCUUCCGUAUUGAAGCCGCUGCCUCAUCAAUGA